AACUUGGAUUUUAUGCGUCAGUGGAAACCAAUAUUGUUCAGAUUAGACUUUAUGAUCUGUGCGUGAUGGGUGAUUGCUUUGUGAUUGUGAACGUGUAGUUUUGAAUCUUAUCCUAAUACUAGUUAUCUGGACCUAUUUUUAUUGUAACCGUGUUUACAACCUGGCUAUCGCGUCCAAGCAUCCCGGACUCAAUUGGCCGAUAGCAGCGAUAGCAGGAGAUGGCUUAACGUUAUCAAUCUGCUGAUAACAGGUGUUAGUAGUGCGUGUGCUUCGAGCAAGAACGAUACUACCAUGACGCCUCCACAUACUUAAAACAUGGAAACAGACUUGAUAAUAAUAGUGAGCGUGCUGGGGAGCGUGGCAGCUCUGCUGCUGCUGCUGGUGGUCAUCCUCUUCGUGCAGGUCAGCCGCCUGCGCCGGGUCGUCAAAGAAAUGCAGGCCACUGGACGAAUCCGAGUGCAAAAGCUAAAAAUGAACAACGACCGCAACCACGCGUUCCACAACCCUGCGCUCUCCCCUGACGAGGAGCUGGCCAAGCGAGGCUUCUCCAUGUACUCGCCAGAGGACCGCGACCAGGAUGUCGAGGCCGGGCGAGACCGCGAAAGGGAACGUCAGACAGGUGGGCAGCUGGUAGACGCACUGGCGCGCGAGAUCGAGCUGCGCCAGCAGCGGCAGUCAGCGCCGCCCUUCCUGCUGCAGAGCAUCGAGGACAAUAAGCGCCGCAGCCGCGCGCUGGGCAACCCUGUAGCCAACGGUCGCCAGAGCGAGACCAACCCUAACUUCAUCUACUAGACUUGGAAACGAUACAGCCCCUUGACAAGUUGCAAAAUGUGACAGUUUUUAUGUCGAAAGAUGGUCGAAAAACUUUUUUGUAAGGAAUUAAUUUUCAACGGAUUCAAUUUUCGAUUCGAUCAAAGGCCACUUGUCUGGACCUACAGUUGUAGGCAGUGGACAAUGUGCCCUAAAGCACGAUAUGUCUGGUAUAUGUGAGGCUUGUUUUAUUUGUUUGAAUUCCACUUUGCAUACCAAAUCCUAAACAAUUUCCCAAGUGUUGAUGCGAUUUGGGAUACCUGCGAUUUUCGUGAAAAAUACGUCUCCUUGGACCACGAU
Messenger RNA from Ostrinia furnacalis (Asian corn borer), 1110 nucleotides. RefSeq lists its product as uncharacterized. The transcript has 4 exons. Lineage: Eukaryota; Metazoa; Arthropoda; Insecta; Lepidoptera; Crambidae. The record is from RefSeq and is a predicted model, not a curated record. Bases 316 to 792 code for a protein of 158 amino acids.